This is a messenger RNA of Lytechinus variegatus (green sea urchin), 4479 nucleotides long. Its product is annotated as DNA mismatch repair protein Mlh1-like. The record is from RefSeq and is a predicted model, not a curated record. Gene Ontology annotation, biological process: mismatch repair. Gene Ontology annotation, molecular function: ATP-dependent DNA damage sensor activity; ATP hydrolysis activity; mismatched DNA binding. Lineage: Eukaryota; Metazoa; Echinodermata; Echinoidea; Temnopleuroida; Toxopneustidae. The transcript is spliced from 19 exons. The coding region runs from base 624 to 2882 and encodes 752 amino acids. Gene Ontology annotation, cellular component: MutLalpha complex.
UUUCUCCACGAUUGUUCCUCAAGAAAUUGCCAUAUCUCCACGAUAUACAGUCCACCUCUCCAUCGGCCCGUUUGGAAUAAAUCGCGAGAAAAACAAGCAAGAUGCAUACAGUCGGGCAGUGCUGUCGAUCGUCUGCUAGCCUACGUAAAGUCACUUUAGUGUGUAGACGCACUUACCGCCGGGAUGAAUUUGCGUGUAAGUCUAUGCACAAGUAUGUGAUGCACAUCAACAUAUUACGAAGGUUACGGCUGGGAAUUCUGGGUUAACCUUGCGAGCCAAUCCCGGAUGUGAAUCUGCGCUGAAUAAUCUCUGCAAAGGUCUCCGACAGGACGUCAUAUUUUCGCUAAUUUUCUAUCUAUUUCGACGUCUGGUGUACCUGAAAAGGCAACGAAGUGAAAAUCCUGGUUGAUAUACACCCUGAUUAUUGUAAAUUCGACAGUGCCGUUAUAUCAUGAAAUAUUUUUUCGCUUGGGAAAAUUGAUAUUCUGACGUGUUUACAUCGGAAGGACUCCCUUUCCCUCUCUGAUAGAAUGGUAAAGGUCCUCUAUGACUUCAGUUCGAAGUACUGGUAACAGUAAUGUUUCCACACAUCGGUCGCUGAGAAGAAGGCAACAAAGUCCACAAUGGCUGGAACCAUCAAGAAAUUAGAUGAGACGGUAGUCAACAGAAUAGCUGCUGGGGAAGUCAUUCAAAGACCGGCAAAUGCUCUCAAAGAAAUGAUAGAAAACAGCUUGGAUGCCAAGUCAACUUCCAUUCAAGUUACAGUCAAAUCAGGAGGAAUGAAACUACUUCAGAUACAAGACAAUGGGACUGGUAUAAGGAAAGAUGACAUGGACAUUGUGUGUGAAAGGUUUACAACAAGCAAGUUGAGAGAGUUCAAUGACCUUACUAGCAUCAGUACAUAUGGCUUCAGAGGAGAGGCAUUGGCUAGUAUCAGUCACGUUGCUCAUGUUACCAUAGUAACAAGAACAGAGGAUUCUAAAUGUGCUUACAAGGGAAGCUUCUGUGAUGGUAAGCUAAAGGCAGCAGUCAAGCCGUGUGCCGGUAACAGAGGAACACAAAUUACAGUGGAAGAUCUCUUCUACAACGUCGCUACGAGAAGGAAAGCACUGAAGAGUGCAAGCGAGGAGCACAACAAGAUCUCAGAAGUCGUCUCCAGAUAUGCUAUUCAUAAUGCUGGUGUGGCCUUCACUCUUAAAAAGUCCGGGGAGAGCACGGCUGACGUGCGGACAUCCCAGAAUGCAUCUACAGUCGAUAACAUUCGAAGUGUCUUUGGUCCUUCGGUCGCGAGGGAACUUCUAGAAAUCAACCACAAGAAUAGCAAUUUGGCGUUCACUUUGACGGGUCAGAUCUCCAAUGCGAACUACUCGGUCAAGAGGCUCAUCUUUCUGUUGUUUAUCAAUCAUCGUUUAGUUGAUUCCAGUAGUCUUCGGAAGGCCAUAGAAGCAGUGUACAGUACGUACCUUCCCAAGAACACGCAUCCCUUCAUCUACUUCAGCCUUGAGAUUGCCCCGCAGAAUGUCGAUGUCAACGUCCAUCCCACCAAACACGAAGUCCACUUCCUCCACGAAGAGGCUAUCAUCGAGGACAUUCAGAAAUGCCUGGAACAGAAACUCUUGGGAUGUAAUUCAUCAAGGACCUACUUCACCCAGGCAUUGCUACCCGGAUCAAACCUCUCCAUUGCUGAUGAUGGAGAUAAGUCCAAGGACUCUUCAAAAGGUCCCAAAUCGAGCUCUUCAGACCAGGUCUACGCCCAUCACAUGGUCCGGACGGACUCCAAGGACCAGAAAUUAGAUGCCUUCCUCCAGGCAGCUCCUUCCACCAAGUCAUCAUCAUCCUCAUCUGAAAAUCAUCCUGAUAAAGGUGUUGGUGAUAGGAGCGUGGUCACUGAUAGUGGUGCUGAUGGCAAUGAGGGAGUUCAGCGACCAGUGGUGGAAAUCCCGUCUCCUGCUCUGCCUCAAAGAAGGAACGAUGGUGAUGGGCCAACGUUGCCUAGGAAAAGGCCACAUUCAGAAGUGGUUAGUGAUGUUGAAGGUCCCCCAUCCAGGCCAGGACCCAGUGACAAGGACCAGGAACGGGAGUCUAGACAGUCCAAGCCUAAACGGAAAGAGAUCCAGCUCACCAGUGUCCUUGAGAUUCAGAAGGAGAUAGAAGCUAACACACAUGAUGAUUUACGAGAUCUCGUGAAGCAGCAUACAUUUGUUGGAAUAGUAGAUGCAGAGUAUGCGUUGAUACAGCACAAAACCAAACUAUACCUGGUUAAUACUGUUAAACUCAGCCAAGAACUUUUCUACCAAUUAAUGUUAUAUGACUUCGGCAACUUUGGACUUAUGAGAUUAUCAAAUCCUGCACCAAUCUUUGAGUUAGCGAUGAUUGCCUUAGACACCGAGGACAGUGGAUGGAGCGAGAGCGAUGGCCCCAAGGAUCAGCUAGCCCAGUACAUAGUAGACUUCCUCAAGACCAAAGCGGAGAUGCUCAAUGACUAUUUCAGUGUUGAGAUUGAUGAGGAAGGGAAUCUAUGUGGCAUUCCUCUUGUGUUGGACAAGUACAUCCCAGACAUGGAAGGUCUCCCUAUGUUUAUCUUGAGACUAGCCACAGAGGUGGACUGGGACUCGGAAAAGGAAUGUUUUCAGACGUUCGCCAAGGAGUGCAGUCUAUUCUACAGAAUACAGAAGAACUCGAAGCUGGCAGAUACCAAAGGGGAAAAUGGCUCAAGCUCAGAUGCUGAUAUGCCUUCUUACAACUGGAGAUGGACCAUUGAGUUUGUCAUCUAUCCCGCCCUCAAGUCUACCCUGCUACCACCCAAGAGAUUUGCAGGAGAUGCUAGCAUCCUCCAGGUGGCUAAUCUUCCGGACCUUUAUAAAGUAUUUGAGAGAUGUUAACAGGAACUUUGAGGACUUAACAUCAGUCUAGCCUGAUUCCUCUUUAUAUGAGGUUUUCAGUGGAUGCUAUUAUCCUCCCGAUGGUCAAUAUACUGGACUUUUACAAAUACCUGCGAGAUGUUAACAAGAACUUUGAUGAUGUAACUAACUUUAUUUUAGCCUGAUUCCUCUUACCAGGUUUGCUUGAGGAGCUAGUGCCCUCCACAUAGCCAAUCUAUUGGACCUCUACAAAGUCUUUGGAAAAUGUUAUUCAAAACUUUGGCAGUGUAACUUCAGUAUGCCAUCUUCUUAUUCUUCCGGGUGUAGUACAGACCUCUGGGUAGAGUAUUUUCAUACUUUGUGCAGUGCUGAAAAACUAUUGUGCCAUGCUGCAUUGCCAAACCUCAGUAAUAUGCUUAUGAGGUUAAAGGUGUAUGUACAUAUUAGGUAAAAGUGCUCCUUGUGCAAGUAAAAACUAACUCCUUUUCCAUCUAAGCCUGGUGCAGCGUAAUCCCGUCCAGUUGCCUCUUAAACUGUUCCAGAGAAGAAGCAGGUGUUACACUGUCAGGGAGCUGGUUCCAAUGGCGUACAACACUAGGAAAGAAGGAGUUCUGAAACCCAGAGGUCCUACACAAUGAUCUCCUAAAGACCUGCAGGAGAUGCUCGUAUCCUCCCACCAGCCAAUCUACCAGACCUUUUUAAGUCUUUGAAAGAUGUUAGCAGGAUCUUCUGAUUAUGUUUGAUUUACCCUGACUAUUUGCAAGAGAUUUGCAGCAGAUGAUAGCAUCAUCCUGGUAGCCAUAGCCAUCUAUCAGACAUUUACAAAGUCUUUGAGAGAUGUUAACAAGAACUUUAAAGAUGUAACUUCAGUCUAGCCUGGUUCCUCUUACCAGGUUGCGGGAGAUACUAUUACCAUCUAGAUAGCCACUCUUUUAGACAUUUUUCAAAGUCUUUGAAUAUGAUAUGUUAAUAAUAACUUCUGAUGUAUGUUCUGUCAACCUUGCUACCACCCAAGAGAUUUGCAGGAGAUGCUAGCAUCCUGCAGGUGGCUCAUCUACUAGACCUGUACAAAGUCUUUGAUCUACCCGGACUUUUCACAGCAAGAGAUUUGCAGGAGAUGCUAUUAUCUUUGGAUCUAUGAUACCUUUACAAAGUCCUUAAAAAAGAUGCUGACAAGAACUUCUUGGCCCCAUAUUACAAAGAGUUUCAAUCGAUCCAAUCAACUUUAUAGAAAUCCAUCAGUGUCAUGUGUUUCUUCUACAGGAAAUUUAUAAAAUGAUGAUGAUGAUCUACAGCAUUCAUAUUGCGCCAUGUAUCUGUUAAAAACAUUCAUAGGCACAGGCUCAUCCAAUAAGUUAAUCACUACACAUCUGCCGAAAUAAGUGAGUUUUGAGAGAUGGUUGAAAGAGAUCUAUACUGUCAGUUUCACAAAAAGAAGAAGCGAGGGAGUUCCAAAGACGUGGAGCAAUAGAAGAAAAGGCACGGUCUCCAAAUCCUGUUAGGUGUGUGAUGGGUACAUGUAGAGUGAUACCAGUACCAGAUGAGCGCAAGCCAGGAUGUACACAAUCAAAAUGUCCUUUGUAAACAAAGGAAACUUAACCAAAUUGUCAAGAAAUCA